Molecule: messenger RNA, 1851 nt
Organism: Malassezia pachydermatis
Lineage: Eukaryota; Fungi; Basidiomycota; Malasseziomycetes; Malasseziales; Malasseziaceae
Product: tripeptidyl peptidase
Exons: 1
Coding region: 1-1851 (616 amino acids)
Biological process (GO): proteolysis
Molecular function (GO): serine-type endopeptidase activity; tripeptidyl-peptidase activity
Source: RefSeq, a predicted model, not a curated record
AUGUUGGUAGGCCACUGGGUCAAGCUGCUGGCGCUGCUGGCCGCUGCUACAUCGCCUGUUCUCGCGUCGUCGCAGUUUGUGACUCUUGAAGAUGUACACGUCCCUCGCGGCUGGGUGCGUCGCGCUGCGGCUGAUCCUAACGAAAUGGUCCCGCUGAGCAUCGCGCUUCGCUCCAAGGCCAACGAGCGCGUCAUCAACAAGCUCAUGCUAACCAGCGACCCUGACAGCGAUGAGUACCUUCAGCAUCUUUCUCGCGAUGAAGUCCUGGACCUCCUCCGCCCGUCCGACAAGACAAAGAACCGCGUACUUCGAUGGCUCAUGAAAUAUGGCAUUGCCGAAGAAGACAUUACCUACAACGCAGCCGGUGAUAUGAUGUACUUUACGACCACCGUGGCUGAGGCCAGCGAGCUGCUGGGCGGCGCAGUUUUCAACAUGUUCGAGCGUCGCGAUACGGGUGAGACGUCCAUUCGCACGACCAAGUAUGCUGUGCCUCGUGACAUGGAGAAGCAUGUGGACUUUGUUGGUGGCAGCACGACCUACUUCCCAAGCACCAAGGCCCAUCGCAGCAUGGCUCGUAUUGUGGACAAGGCUGUGGAGCUGCCAGACCCGGACUUUGGUGUCCAGAAAGAGAAGGCCGGCAUGAUGUUGAACCCUCCUGGCGUGCCUGCCUCAUGCAAUGUUUCGCAAGUGACAUCGCUCUGCCUUCGUGAGUUUUACGGUACAGUGAACUACACUGUGCAAUCGGCCGACUCGCAUAUUGGUAUUGCCGGCUUCCUGGGAGAGAAUGCGAACUACAAAGACCUGGACCAGUUCUUGAAGAAACAACGCCCUGAGGCUUAUGCAGGAAAGGCCACAUUUGACUAUGUGACGCUGGGUGGUGCAAAGAAUGAACAAAACCGUACCAAGGCUGGUGGUGAAGCCAACUUGGAUGUUCAAACCGUGGAAGGUGUGACUUGGCCGAUGCGCACAACGUACUACUUGACGGGCACGAAGCCUCCGUUCCAUAAGGACAGCUUUACCAAAAAGAAUACCAAUGAGCCUUAUGUCCUAUUCCUGGACCACAUGCUCAGUCUGUCGGAAGAGGAGUUGCCGCAAGUGCUUUCGAUCUCGUACGGUGAUGAUGAGCAAACGGUACCUGCGCCGUAUGCACGCCGUGCCUGCACCAUGUUUGCCGCUCUGGGUCUGCGUGGUACCAGUGUGUUUGUGGCGUCCGGUGAUGAUGGUGUUGGUGCUUACGAUGAGGGCGAUGCAUGUGUGACGAACGAUGGCCGCAAGCGCAAGACCUUUUUGCCAUCGUUCCCUCCGUCAUGCCCUUGGAUUACAUCGGUGGGUGCGACGUACAAGUUUGAUCCAGAAGUCGUCACAGUGACGAACUACACAUUCAUUACAUCGGGUGGUGGCUUCUCGGACUAUUUCCCACGUCCAUUCUACCAGGAACAUGCUGUGCACAAGUAUCUCACAGAGUACCAACACGACAAGAAUUAUGGCUGGUUCAACCCGCUGGGUCGCGCCUACCCUGAUGUCUCGGCGCAGGGCUCGCGUUUUGUGAUUUCCGUGGAUGGCAAGUUUGAGUUGAUUUCAGGUACCAGUGCGUCGACACCGCUGUUCUCUUCGAUUGUGGCCCUUCUGAACGAUGCACGUUUGGCAGCAGGCAAGCCAUCGCUAGGUUUCCUGAACCCACUCAUUUAUAAGCAAUUAGGAACCACGUCGGGCUUCCAUGACGUGGAAAGUGGUUCUGCCGAGGGCUGUGGUGGUAUGACAGGCUUCGAGGCGCAGAAGGGCUGGGAUCCGGUGACUGGCUGGGGUACGCCGUACUUCCCAGAAUUGGUCCAGGCGGUGAUGAAGCUGUAA